UAAGAAAGAAAUCGAAAAAAAACUCUGUUACCUUACUUAUGGGAUACUCUGUAUACUGAUAUUAGUUACAUGAUAAGAUUAUUUAACUAAAAUCGAAAUACCUAUAUAUGUAUUGUGGUAAAUUAAUUUACAUCUUCACCAGCACCCUCACUUUACAGAUGAACUGAAAGAAAAGUCGCAUCAAAUUUUUUCGACAUUUUUGUUUUAUUCAGAGGUAUUGAUGUCAUUUUGUUACAUUUUCAGCAAUCUCUACCUAUCUAAAUAUAAUUCUUUUCACUGGACUUAACAAGAAAAUAUUUAAAAAAAAACGGCAUAGUCAUUUUUAAUGACAAAAUUUAAAUCUUCAAAAGGCGAGAUACAAAUAAAAAAAAAGAAUAUCAUCAUGUUUUUCUAAUAAUAUAUAUCAACUCUGCAUGAUGUUGGUCUUGCUUAUUCUAUUUUUUCAAAAUAUUGCUUUAUCAUCAUCAGCCACAUAUUAUACUAUCCAACCAUGUUCAGGGUAUUCAGAGUAUAAAAAUUUACAUCCGUAAAUUAUUUUUGAUAUUUCUCUCUUUUAUAUCUAAUAGGUCUCCAUAUUAUGCAGGUAUCAACACCUAUGAUCCUCAAUCAUCAGCAUUUGGGUUCUAUGGAAAUUUUUCAUUUCAUGUUGUCCCAGAUAAUACAACAGACUAUUUUUGUUUUGCAGCAGAUCCUGUUGCUGUUAUGAAUAACACAUACUCAAUAAUAUUUACGCCUCUAUAAUGUCAUGCUGAAAUAUCACAUUUGCUUCUGUUAAGAUAUUAUAUACAAACGAAAACCUAUGAGCAGAGUCCGUAGAUCUUAAAAGCCAGAAUAUUUUAUUAUCUUCAUUAUGAUCCGCGUCGUCAACAUCUUUUCGGUUUACGUGAUGUCUAUACACCUGCAUAUAUUAUUGAAGAUUAUAAUACAACGACAUUUGAUGUUAUACAAGAAUAUACACAACAAAAUGUAACACAACAUGGAUGGGCUUGUGAUGGGUGUUCAGUAUUCGAUCCAGAUGAGAAUUGGGUUGUGGAAGUUCGAGUAGUAUCUGAUGGUCGUGAGUACCAUGCAUGUUAUCUGAAAAUGGAUUUAAAUCUUGUUGGAAAGAAAAAAGAUAUUGUUACCAAAUUUCAGAAAUUACCAAAACUUAGUGAGCCUUAUACGAUGACUUAUGAUAUGGAAGACAAAACUUAUACUUUUAACAUUGAAACGUAG
Rotaria sordida is the source of this 1215-nucleotide messenger RNA. The record is from the annotation of a GenBank genome assembly. Lineage: Eukaryota; Metazoa; Rotifera; Eurotatoria; Philodinida; Philodinidae.